Messenger RNA from Girardinichthys multiradiatus, 4227 nucleotides. RefSeq names its product interferon regulatory factor 2 (gene irf2). Gene Ontology annotation, cellular component: nucleus. The coding region runs from base 227 to 1216 and encodes 329 amino acids. Lineage: Eukaryota; Metazoa; Chordata; Actinopteri; Cyprinodontiformes; Goodeidae. Gene Ontology annotation, biological process: regulation of transcription by RNA polymerase II; immune system process. Gene Ontology annotation, molecular function: RNA polymerase II cis-regulatory region sequence-specific DNA binding; DNA-binding transcription factor activity, RNA polymerase II-specific. The record is from RefSeq and is a predicted model, not a curated record. The transcript has 9 exons.
CGCGAGAGCUUGCAGGGGGAUUUCCAGCACGCGCCCUGACUUCCCGAAGCAGUCGUUGUUUUGCUUUCGGUCUGAAUGCAGAAACAGAAAUAAACCACCGACACAAUCGGUUUUUUUUUGCGUUUUGAAGCCCUCCAGCUACUACUUGUCCACCUCGGAUUAAACGUGUUAAACUCCGACAGCGGCGCUGAGGAGCCACAGGCCGUCCAAAGCUGAGAAGGUCACAAUGCCUGUGGAAAGAAUGAGGAUGCGGCCGUGGCUGGAGGAACAGAUCAAUUCUUGUCAGAUCCCAGGCCUGAAAUGGGUGAACAAAGAAAAGAGAAUCUUCCAGAUCCCUUGGAUGCAUGCUGCGCGUCACGGCUGGGACCUGGAGAAAGACGCUCCGCUCUUCAUGAGAUGGGCCAUACACACUGGUAAAUACCAGCCUGGUGUGGACCGGCCCGAUCCAAAGACUUGGAAGGCUAAUUUCCGCUGUGCCAUGAACAGCCUGCCUGACAUCGAGGAGGUGAAGGAUAAAAGCAUCAAAAAAGGAACUAAUGCGUUCAGAGUUUAUAAGAUGCUCUCGUCCACAGAGAGAAGCUUGAAGAAAGGAAAGAAGAAGGCAGAUAAGGAAGGAAAGUCAAAGGGAACUAAAGAGGGAGCUUCUCUGUCUCCAAACACAACUCUUUCCGAAGCCUACGCAGUAACUCUUGACUGCUCCAAGCAGGUGAUGCUUAAAGAAGAGGAGCUGGAGCUUACAGUGACCAACAGUGGAUCAGCGAUCCACAGCUCAGCCUCGGACCAUGUGAUCCAGUGCGAGCAGCUGCCAGACGUGUGCCAGACAAUCGAAGUGACCACUGAGAACGAGGAGCAGACCGUUAGCUCCUCCCACUCGUACCCGCUGCAGAUCUCUCCUGUAUCUUCGUGCUGCGGCAGCGACACGGAGAGCGACACAGGAGACAACAAAGAGGCUGUUGGUCUGACGUGGAAGCAGGAAUACCAGUCGGUUCUCAGGAUCCCUGCGUGUUCCCUUCCCGGCAUGGCCACGUUCGUCAGCCCCAGCAAGCCCAACUUCAGGGUCACCAGCCUGAAGGACCCCACGCCCCUCAUCAGCUACCACAUCGACAGCUGGACACCGGCCUACAGCCAAGACUCUCACACGUCCACGCCGGGCAGUCACGCUCACGAGGUGCGCGCAAGUGUCAUUAGGAAAACCUCUGAUGUCACUUCCUCCUGACCUCAAAUGGGGAAGUAUCACUGCUUCCAGGGCAUAGGAAUGACAUAGAACAUUUGGCUUUUCCAUCAGGGCGACGUGGAGCUCAAAACUGGGGGGCAAACCUCCAAACCUUUGGUUUCCUUUAACAUAUGUAUGGAUCUUCAGUUCUCCCAGUUUUCCUUUUCCACUGACUAAUGCUCCGCUGGCUUUACUAGUCCAGUAAGUGGUGAGCAUUAUAGGGUCAGUGUGGGGCAGGGACAAAAGGACCAUCCUGACCUCCUCCAUGUGUCACUGGUGCAGCGUUUACCUGCUACUCAAGUGGCUUAAAAUGCCUUUUAGUAGUGCGAGGGUCUGGGCGUCUUUUUAGCUCGACUUAUCAAAGAUUAUUUGAAUUAAAUCCGUUAUUUUUGACAAGCUUAUUGAAAUCAUGUCCUCCUGUUCUUUCGUUGUGCUGCGUUUUUAAACCGUCCCCAGUCACAUAAACGUUGUGUUCUUUACCCAAGCCAAGCGCUAGUGUGUAACUGGUAUGUUAAAUGCUUUGCUGAGGACACAUGGAACCAGUAUGUGUUCUUGUACAGUGGCGUUAUCAUCCCAAUCAGUUCAGGUCACCAGAUAAAUCAUCACAGGUCUAUUUAUAUUCUCAAUCACUGGCCCCUCAGUGGAGAGCAGGUUGUGUGGAUCCGUCUGCCUGCAGACCUCAGGACACUGGACUCAACAUUACUAACGCAGGGGGACUAAUGGACUCAUCCAUGUGAUCAUGUCUCCUGGUGUCCACACUGUACAUAGUUCUUUUGUACGUGGGCUUUUGAUUGCUUUAGCACCUUACAGACCGCACUGUUGUGGGUAUGUGAGUGUGUGUGUGUGUGUGUGUGUGUGUGUGUGAGAGAGAGUCUGAGAGAGAUGGGGAGCAAAGCUUUACUGCAGAUAUGUGCCUUUUGAUGGUGUGGCUGCUUUCAAACUAGGCAUGGGGUGGAUGAAAUUCUUAAAAAUCAUUAGAAAAAAUACCAUGAGACAUUUCAACAAAAUAAUGGAAAUAAAAAACAUGAUGUGUGUUUUACACUGAGUUCUGCUCGAGAUUAUUCUUCCUCUGGCAGAUUCAGAUUCAAAACUAUUGUCAUCAAAGCACCAAGAAGUUUGUUUCUAAUUGCAAAUGAGACGGGCUGCUGUUAAAAGAUAAGAGAACAAUGUAAUAGAAAUCGUUUUUUCUUUUUGUUCACAUUUUAUUAAAAAAAAGGCAUUUCAAAAUCCCUUAUCUCAAUAAUCAAUGGAAAGAUCUUUAUUGGCCUUACAGCAAUUAAAUCCCUUUAAUGAUUUCUAGCUGGCUUCUUGCCUGGCUGUUUUAUUUCUUGUUUUAUUGAGCACAUUUAGAAACAACCUCCACUGCCCUAUAGCGCCGUACAAGUAGAAUAUAAAUACGUUUGUCUCCACUGUUUUGACAAUUCAUUUUUGGAUUAUAUUUACGUCGACCAAGCUGUUAUUAGCUGGUUUAUUUGUCAGAGCCUGACUCAGCUGACUUACAGCUGAGUCACUUAUUUUAAUCAGCUUUGCCUUAAGAAGAGUCAUAAUCUGCGCUUCUUUGUCGUCCACGGCAUAGCUGUCAGAUGAAUUUCUCUUUCUUAUAAGUGAGGGAAGAAUUUACAGUCACCUUUCAGCCAGCUGACUGGUAGUGUGCAGCACCAAAAGGUGGAGCCCAGCAUGAGUAUGCAGCCAGAGAAAACUCCGGUUACUCUGGCACUUCCUCGGGCAUCUUAUUAAAAUAAAACCGUACUUUAAACAUUAGAAACGGUAAGAUGAGGGAACCAGCCCAUGCCUACUUCAAGCUGCCUGUGCUUCAGUCUCCUAGAUACAACCAGCUGUGAAGAGUUUCACUCAGCCAUGUGUUGCUUUAGUAUUCCAGGAUGGGACAGAACCUCAGCACAUCUAAGAAAGUCACUGUUGUGCCUUUUUAUAAGACAUCCAUAUGAACAUGGAUUUGUUAGUUGUUAUUUUUGGAAAGCAUCCCCGGGGUCUUCGUUUUAAAUGCACAGAUGCUCCAUAACAACUUGAUCUCCCUUCGUCCUGCACAGAAGACUGAGCCGCACCAACAAAGACAUUAGUGUCGUCAGGAGUGGUUGGCCCCUGAUCUGAGGCUGUGGGCUCAGAUGUUGAGGGUUGCUGGCAGCUAGGAGGCUGAAGCAGAGCUCCAGCAGGACGACAGUGGAGCCACUGGGAAACCUGCAAUGCUGGGCAACCAAACCUCUCCCGAGUGUAACACUGUAUUCACACAACCAUCAUGGGGAUUUUCUAUAAGGCCUCUCACUGGAUCGAAGUUUUUUUUGUUUUUUUUUUUUUGCUUGCUUUACUGCAAAUCUUUCAGACAUGUGCCUUUUAUUAUUACUCAGUGACAGAAGCUGCGUUGUUUCAGUCUGAAGCGACAGCUCUGGAAUCCUGCAGUAUGUAAUGAUAUUUAAAGCAAAUUCUACUAAUAACUUAACCAACAGCCAUCUUCUUAUUUUGGACCACUGUAGCUACGUUGACUUGUGUAGACGCCAUCAUCGAAACCAGAAACGUGAAAAGAAAACAAUGAGCUGAAGCAUCGAGGUGUUUCCUGCCAUAGAAAACAGGAAGAAGAAAAAACUGAGGAUCAAAAUAUCUGGUGUAACAAUGAAACAUUUGGAAAGUCCGCUAAUUGGUGUUGCCUUAAAGAAGCCUCACAGUGACAUCCUGCAAAGAUUCAGAAAUGUGCACUUUUCCAUAGAUUUGUUUUGUGCUUUGUGUUUGUUAAAGAGAUGUGAUUACAACCAGGAGUCAGCAGUGAAAGCUGAUGUAAGAUGUGUCUGGUUUUUAGGGAUUUAGAGCCAUGAAACCUCUUAUCAGGAAAGAGUUGUCCCUCUUUAUGUUCUGCUGCACACUCUAAAGGACAAUGUAAGUAGUUGGCUAGAAAACAUACUAAAUAAAAUGGUCAUGGGUUUGCCAUCCGUCUGUCUGUUCAUUGUGAGAUCUACAUGUGAAUCAAUAUGUACAACUGAAAUAAAGUCUGUUUUUGUAUAUUU